Messenger RNA from Hibiscus syriacus, 1200 nucleotides. RefSeq names its product staphylococcal-like nuclease CAN1. The record is from RefSeq and is a predicted model, not a curated record. The transcript has 8 exons. Lineage: Eukaryota; Viridiplantae; Streptophyta; Magnoliopsida; Malvales; Malvaceae. Gene Ontology annotation, cellular component: cytoplasm. Gene Ontology annotation, molecular function: nuclease activity; nucleic acid binding. Bases 16 to 1080 code for a protein of 354 amino acids.
GAUCAGAUUUUUUCUAUGGGGAAUGCUCUGAGAUUUUUGUAUAGCCGUUGCUGCAAGCCCACCACAGCUGGAGGCUCCCACGGUGUCCCAACCUCCGACGACGGUGUUUCAGCUCUCUCCCAUGAUCUAUUCCAAUUCGAUACCACCUCUCAGGUUCCUGAAGGGCUAAGUAAUCAUGUGGUUUCGUCCAAGAAAGCUCAGGCCAACUGGUAUAGAAAGCUAUUAGAUGCUUGGAGAGAAGCCAAACCGCCGCCGAAAACGCCGGAGGAAGCUUCAAGGUUUGUCGUUCAGACGUUGAAGAGACACCAAAAGGCAGAUGUUGAGGGAUUGUUGGCAUACUAUGGACUUCCUCAGCAGCCUUCUGCUAGCGGCCCAACAUCAUCGUCUCAAGCAGUCAAGUUCGAAUUGCAGACUUUACCGGUGGAUCUGAAAGCAGUACCAGAUGGAGAUACCAUAACAGUUUAUGUAAGUACUACAGAUCCUAGAGAGUCAGCUAACUUACCUCGAGAAGUCCGAUUGGCUGCCGAUCAAAGAUCGAAAGCGUGUGCUGCCAAGAACCAUACAAAAGCCAAUGAACUUCACAAGAAAAUUACUAAUUCGGGAUACAGGUUCAACAAUUUAAAUCAUUCGAGUUUCCUAUAUUAUCUCUUAAAACUGAUGGUUACUAAUACAGUUUAUCUUCUUAACAAUUACAGAUUCUUAAAUCUUCAGAAUCAGGAGAUCCUCGCUAGAAAGUAUCGGAUCCGGUUAAGGGGUAUCGAUGCGCCGGAGAGUUCGAUGCCAUACGGCAAAGAAGCAAAAGCAGAGCUGGUGAAGCUUAUUCAAGGGAAAUGUUUAAGGGUUGUUGUCUACGACGAAGAUCGAUAUGGCCGAUGUGUUGGUGAUAUAUACUGCAAUGGCAAAUUUGUUCAGGAAGUACUGCUGAAAAAGGGGCUUGCAUGGCAUUACUCGGCUUACGACAACCGUGUAGAGCUCGAAACUUGGGAACAAGAGGCUCGAGCAAAAAGAGUCGGUUUAUGGGCUUCAACAAAUCCUGAGAAGCCAUGGGAAUGGAGAAAGAACAAAAGACAAGGCAACUGACGCUGUUCCAGAUAGAAGUGACCAUCUAAACCAGCAUAAAGAAACAAAGGAUUGCCCUAAUUAAGUUGUUGUGAAUUGUAAUAACUGUUCAAAUGAUAUACAGAGUGUUCUAAUUUAUUA